CAAUCUGAUUGGUCAGUUGAGAGGGCCAUACAAAGGAAGCGUCUCCCAAACUAAUUUGAUAUCCAGAGUUAUUGAGAUCAGCCGGGCGGUGUGAAACUCUGCUAAAUUCACCAGUGUAAGAGAAGAUGGACCUGCUGUUGUUGUUGUUGGUGGCUGCCCUAUGCAAUCUUCAGUCCUCCAGCAAACCCAUGCGGAGGAAGGAACGUGUCCAUCAUGACACCCUCAUCAACAAUGAGCACGAUGAUGAAAAGAACUUCAACCUCAACUACGAGGCUUUUCUUGGACAAGAGGAGGCAAAGACGUUCAACCAGCUCACGCCAGAGGAGAGCAAACAGAGACUGGGUAAGAUUGCAGAAAAGAUUGACGAGGACCAUGACGGCUUUGUGACUCUUGAUGAGAUGACGCGGUGGAUCAAAAAUGCUCUGAAGCGAUGGAUCUAUAACGAUAUGGAACGGCAGUGGCAGGCUAUCGAUCACAACUCAGACGCUUAUGUCUCCUGGGAGGAGUACAAGAACGUUACCUUCGGCUACACCCUUGAUGAAGCGGAUCCCAAUAUCAGUUUUAACUACAGGCAGAUGAUGACCAGAGAUGAGCGUCGUUUCAAGAUGGCUGAUUAUGAUGGUGACAUGAGGGCCAAUAAGGAAGAGUUUACAGCGUUUCUUCACCCAGAGGAGUUUAACUACAUGAAGGAUAUCAUACUGCUGGAGGCUAUGGAGGACAUUGAUAAAAACGGAGAUGGUUUCAUCGACAUUGAUGAAUAUAUUGGUGAUAUGUACAGUCAGACUGGAGAGGCCAAUGAACCAGAGUGGGUGAAAACCGAAAGAGAACAGUUUAGACAGUUCAGGGAUCAAAACAAAGACGGCCGUAUGGAUAAGGACGAGACCCGUGACUGGAUCUUGCCCGCCGGGUACGACCAUGCAGAGGUUGAGGCCCAACACCUGCUGUAUGAGUCUGACACCGAUCAGGACGGACGCCUCACAAAGCAGGAAAUUGUGGAUAAGUAUGACUUCUUUGUCGGGAGUCAAGCGACAGAUUUUGGAGAAGCUCUGGUUCGACAUGAUGAGUUUUAAUUUGGGUAACUUAGCACUUAAAUGCAAAACAAACAAUUUAUUUUAUAAGUGCAAGUAUACCACAUUGUGGAACAUUGUUUAAAAAGCAUUUACAAGAGCAAAAAAAUAUAUAUAUUUUUUUACUUUCCAUGAACAUCUUUUAUAGAUUAACACUCAUCAUCGUUGGAAUCAGAUGUAGUUUUCAGGUCAGCUUGUGAAGCUUGUCAAAGUGUUGUGUAGAGGUUUGUCUAAAAGCCUAUAAUGCACUAAAAUGAGCCCCUUUAAUUCAGCAGAAUGGCAUGUGUGUAACCCGACACCGUAUAAAGCAAGAACCACUCUCUUUUGUUUUUACACUGCACAUUAUAUUAACUUUUUUUUUUUUUUGUUAUAAACUUAAAAAAAAAAAAACGACCUUGUAUUAUUUAGAAAAAUAGUUUACAUGUAAUGCUUUGCAACAUGUAUAUAUUUAUCUCCAUUUAGCUAGAGGAUGUAUGAUAUUGAACAUGAUUUUGAAUUUUUUUUUUUUUUUCUUAAUUUGGCUCAAAAUAUGCCCAAUGAGAAGUUCUGGAUUGAACAUUUCAGUGUUUCAAGGCUUGUGUGUUUUUUUUUUUGUUUUUUUUUUAAAAUAUGAUCAGUUUUAUUUUUCUGUGAUUUGCAAAGGAACAUAGACAGAACGACAGAUAAAAUAUGUGCACAAAAUUGAUCAUUUAACUGAUUGGGUUCUCAUUUAUGACUUCUAUGGCCCUUGUACAUCACUCGCUGAGACCUGUCAUGGAGAGCUUUAUGAAAAGGAAGUGCUCUCACUAAUGGACUGAACCAACAAAUUAAAGCUGUUCGUUCUUCAAGUGCCUUUUUUCCAUCUCCCUCAACUGCUUUGGAGUUAUUAUGCAAGACUUUUGGUUUUCUUACCUUUUUUUCCUUCUCUGCAAUUUGUACAUGACUGAAAAUGACCUUCUCUCCUAACACUAUUAUAUAAUUUGUGUUUAUACAUGAAUGUGAACUGUUCAACAUGCUGUGGUCAGGUAUUGUAAAUACUGUCUUAUAGCUGAGAUUGUUUUCUCAAUAAAACUGAUUUAAAUGAA
Messenger RNA from Carassius auratus (goldfish), 2131 nucleotides. Its product is annotated as calumenin-B-like. Gene Ontology annotation, molecular function: calcium ion binding. Gene Ontology annotation, cellular component: endoplasmic reticulum. Lineage: Eukaryota; Metazoa; Chordata; Actinopteri; Cypriniformes; Cyprinidae. Bases 126 to 1070 code for a protein of 314 amino acids. The record is from RefSeq and is a predicted model, not a curated record. The transcript has 7 exons.